AUGGUGCUCGCGAACAAGUUGGAUCGCACUCUGCGCGCAGCCGAAGACAGUUCAGACGCCGAGAGCUACUACGAGGUCACCGACCGGUCCUCUUCUGCGUCUGUGAUCGAGGCAGAUGAAGGCGGUAACGUGAUCAGUUCAGACGGCGAGGAAGAUGGAGAAUCAGGAGACGAGGACAUGUCAGACGCCUCCGACGAUGACCAAGUAAAAGCGCAAAUGAGCAAAGUCUCUUUUGGAGCAUUGGCCAAAGCACAAGACGCUAUCUCAAAACAACAACCCGCCGACCGAAAGCGAAAACGAGGCGACGACACAUCCAAAUCACAAGAGGACAAGCUGGAAGCGUUGAGGGAGCGGUUACGGCAGAUCAAGGCCGAAAAGCUUGCAAACGGCGCACAGCCCAGCAAAAAGGCGAAGACAGACAAGAGCAAGAGCAAAAGCGAGAGCAAACGAGACGCUCAAGAAGCCGGUAGUGAUGAAGACUCCGACUCCGACGCAGCUCCAAAAGCGCGCUCGAGCAAACACGCCCCCGCUGUCCAGUCAAGCAAGCGUGCAGUGUCACGUAAGCGGAACGUAGUCGAUGUGAAGAAGCCAGUCUUCCGUGACCCCCGCUUCGACAAUGCCUCGGGACCCCAGCCCGAUGAGUUUGUGGUUAAGAAACGUUACGACUUCCUCAACGACUACCGGAAAUCUGAGAUUGCCGAACUACGUCAGACUAUCAAGAAGACAAAGAAUCCGGUCGAGCAGGAGCAGCUGAAGAAGAAGCUACUCUCUAUGGAGUCGCAACAGAAGGCCCGAGAGAACAAGGAGAAGCUACAGGAGGUGACGCGUGAGCACAAGAAGAAGGAGAAGGAGCUUGUUAAGGAGGGCAAGCAGCCCUUCUUCCUGAAGAAGUCCGAGCAAAAGAAGAUUGCAUUGGUCGACCGCUUCCAGAACAUGAAAUCGAAGCAGCGCGACAAGGUCAUCGAACGCCGUCGCAAGAAGGUUACGGCGAAAGAACGGAGGAAUAUGCCCGACGAGCGUCGUACUGCUCAAUAG
Molecule: messenger RNA, 1035 nt
Organism: Alternaria rosae
Lineage: Eukaryota; Fungi; Ascomycota; Dothideomycetes; Pleosporales; Pleosporaceae
Exons: 3
Coding region: 1-1035 (344 amino acids)
Biological process (GO): maturation of SSU-rRNA from tricistronic rRNA transcript (SSU-rRNA, 5.8S rRNA, LSU-rRNA)
Cellular component (GO): 90S preribosome; nucleolus
Source: RefSeq, a predicted model, not a curated record